Poecilia reticulata (guppy) is the source of this 734-nucleotide messenger RNA. RefSeq names its product ATP synthase F1 subunit delta (gene atp5f1d). The record is from RefSeq and is a predicted model, not a curated record. Lineage: Eukaryota; Metazoa; Chordata; Actinopteri; Cyprinodontiformes; Poeciliidae. Gene Ontology annotation, molecular function: proton-transporting ATP synthase activity, rotational mechanism. Gene Ontology annotation, biological process: proton motive force-driven ATP synthesis.
UUAUGGGUAACCCGAAACGUCCUUGUCCUUGCGCACAUCGACUGCCUUCACGCCUGGGUCGGGGAUUUUCUUGUCAUUCACCUGCACUUGAAUAGAAUAAAAACUUCCAAACAUGAUGGCUGCCAGGUUUCUCCGCCGUACUCUCCCUGCGUUGAGGCAAGCUCGCUCCUACGCUGAAGCCGCCUCCGGUGCCCCGCAAAUGUCCUUCACUUUCGCCUCUCCGACACAGGUGUUCUUCCAAGAGGCCAGUGUGAGACAGGUUGACGUCCCCACACUUACCGGUGCGUUCGGUAUCCUCCCGGCUCACGUGCCCACCCUGCAGGUGCUCAGGCCCGGUGUCGUCACAGUCUUUAAUGACGACGGCUCCUCUGCCAAAUACUUUGUGAGUAGCGGGUCAGUGACGGUCAACGCUGAUUCUUCAGUGCAGCUGCUUGCUGAGGAGGCUGUUCCCCUGGACCAGCUGGACGUAGCAGCAGCUAAGGCCAACCUUGAAAAAGCCCAGUCCGAAUUGGCCGGUGCAGCUGAUGAGGCAAGAAGGGCAGAAGUUCAGAUCAACAUAGAAGCCAACGAGGCAAUCGUCAAGGCUCUGGAGUAGACUUGCGAUAACCGGUUGCUCGGAUGAAAAUGUUCUGUCCUCUCGGGAUUCCAGCUCAGACCUGUCGGCGUCCAGAAAAUACCAUUCUUUCUUUGUACAGUGAAUGAAGUUAACAAUAAAUUUAUUUGGAGUUACUUUG